Molecule: messenger RNA, 1482 nt
Organism: Phymastichus coffea
Lineage: Eukaryota; Metazoa; Arthropoda; Insecta; Hymenoptera; Eulophidae
Product: golgin subfamily A member 4-like
Exons: 7
Coding region: 70-1482 (470 amino acids)
Cellular component (GO): cilium; ciliary basal body
Molecular function (GO): microtubule binding
Source: RefSeq, a predicted model, not a curated record
GCACUUUCCUUAAAAAAUUUACGUGUCCUUGCAAUAAGCCAUUCAUUUUGAAACCAAAGAGAAGAAAAAAUGAAGAAGAAAGGAAAGAAGGAGAAGAAGGCACGCAAGAGUAAAGCUUUAAAUGAAUUUGAGACCGUCAAUUAUGAACAGCAGAUUCUCGAGAACAAUCGACAGUUGGCAAGACUGCGGUCCCGCAACGAGGAGCUAGAAGUCGAGGCGGAAAGCUUGAAGGAGAAACUCGCCCAGCUGGAGGAGAACAAAGCUGACUUGACGUCGCAUUUGGAGCGAGUUUUGCAGAAAAAGGUCGAGGAAGCUCAGGAAUUGCAAGAGAGGUUGACUGCACUGGAAAAGCUGCGCAAGGAGGAGCAGCAAGCCUUUGACAAGAGAGAGCAAACGCUGGAGCAGGAGUUCAAAACCAUGGAGAAAAAUCUCAGCGCGGAGAUCAAGCUCGCGGCGGGGAAGCUGAGCGUUCUGGAAGAUUGGCGUUUGGCCCGCAUCGAUCUGAUGAAUAAGUUCGAGGACCAGGAGAAACGGAUGGCCGAGCAGGAAGCACGUCAUAAAGAGACGCUGUACGAGACGGAAAAGAAGCUGAUCAUCGGCAAAGCGCAAAUGCAAAGGGAGCUGGAGAAAAGGCUGACCGAGCUGUCGGAGCGUUUCCGCGAGGCGACGAGCCUGCGCCUGGCGGACGCCACGCAGCGCGCCGUCCGCGAGAAUGCCGCGCUGCAUCGGGAACUCAACAGCCUGUUGAGGCACUGUCGCCAGCUGGACUCGCAGGUCGAAGACUACAAGGAACGCGAGCGCACUCUACGCCUGCAGGCGUCUCUCAGCGAGACCGAGGCGCAACUGGCCCUCGAGAAGGUGCUGAAGCAAAGCCAAGCGAUCGAGCACUUGGCCUCGGAGCACGAUCGCAUGAGUCGAGCGAUCGGCCGGGCGCUUCGCGCCGAGGGGGUGGCGGCGCGCGGCCGGCGCGCCCUCGAGGAAGCGCAGCGCGGCCGCGCCGAGGCGCGCGACAAAACUCGCGUCCUCGAGCAGAACGUGCAGGUGACUCGCGACACUAGGAUCGCUAGCGGCAGAGAGGCCCGGGAUCAAUGCCGCCAACUCGGCAGACUCGCUGGCAUUCUUGCCGAGGUCGAACGAGUCGUCGUCGAAGCUCUUCAGGUCAAAUCGGAAAUUCUCAAGGACGCCGAAGAAGAAGAGGACGCUGGUUCGUCUUCCAUCCUCGAUAUCAAAGAAAAAUUGCUCCAUUCGCUGCUUGACAUACUGGCGUCAUAUCAAGUUUCGACAAUUGAAGAAACGACGGAAUACGAAUCGGAGCCCGUGGAAAACUUGUACGAAUUCGGGAAUUUAGGAUUGAUACCAACGUAUUCGCAGGAAAAUGUAUCAAACACCGAUCAAAGCGAUGUCUUGAGUGAAGAUCCCAAAGAUGAAAAAGCCGCCUCGUUACAAGAUUCUCUAACGAUUCCGGACUGUUCGUGUGAUUAA